AUGGCAGGCGUGCAGCCGCCACCCCUCCGCAGCCUGGAUGAUUUUCUCCUGUGCUCGGCCCGGUUCGCAGUGCCCGAUGUGCGCGACCUGGACCGCUGGAACAACCGCAUCAUCAACAACCUGCUGUACUACCAGAGCAAUUACCUCGUGUCCGCCCUGGGCCUCCUUCUUUUAGUGGGGUAUUUCCAGCCCUUCCAGUUGCUUGUCGGGGCAAUGGUGGUCACCUUGAUAUUCCUGGGCUUUGUCUGGGUUGCUGAGAACCAAGCUCCAGUUCGUCGUUUCCGUAGAAACCACCCAUCAAUCUCUGUGUUUGCCAUUCUCUUGGCCAGUUACCUCUUGAUAUCGGUGCUGGGAGACGUGGCCGUGUUCCUGUUUGGGAUAGCCUUCCCUAUAAUGAUGGUUCUGGUCCAUGCGUCGGUGAGGCUGCGCAGCCUGAAGAACAAGCUGGAGAACAAACUGGAGAGCAUCGGUCUGAAGAGGACACCCAUGGGACUCCUGUUAGAGGCCCUGGGACAGGAACAGGAGGCUGGGUCCUAGAGAGACAGAGGAAGAGGAGAUGUGCAGGGGUGGGAGGUAGUUUGGGUUCCAUCUGAAGGAAAUGGCAAGAUAAAUUGAUGGUGGAGUGGAAAUGGGAAGAGGAGAGGAAAAACAUAGGAGGAGAAUUACUGCAGGGAAAGUGGAAGAACAAAACGAAAAA
Molecule: messenger RNA, 697 nt
Organism: Perca flavescens (yellow perch)
Lineage: Eukaryota; Metazoa; Chordata; Actinopteri; Perciformes; Percidae
Gene: praf2
Product: PRA1 domain family, member 2
Exons: 3
Coding region: 1-537 (178 amino acids)
Cellular component (GO): membrane
Source: RefSeq, a predicted model, not a curated record